GUGUGCCUGUGUCGUGCGUGUGUCCCCCCCCCCGCACCCCAUCCCGCACUACAAGUCCCGGGGAGCUCCGCGCCGGGACCGCCUCCGCCGCUUCCAUCUCCGCCUCUCCCCCGCUAGCACCAUGGCCGCGGCCCCGGUGGCCGAAGGGGCUCCGGAGGAGCUUCGUGACAGCAACAGCAGCGCCGAGUCCCUGGACCGGCUCUACCCUGCCGUGGGCUCCACCAAGCCACCCCGCAAGCGGACCACCAGCCAGUGCAAGUCUGAACCCCCUCUGCUGAGGACCAGCAAGAGGACCAUCUACACAGCUGGGAGGCCACCCUGGUACAACGAGCAUGGCACACAGUCCAAAGAAGCCUUCGUGAUAGGCCUGGGAGGAGGCAGUGCCUCUGGGAAGACCACAGUGGCCACCAUGAUCAUUGAGGCUCUUGAUGUCCCUUGGGUGGUUCUGCUGUCCAUGGACUCCUUCUACAAGGUGUUGACCAAGCAGCAGCAGGAGCAGGCAGCCAGCAAUGACUUCAACUUUGACCACCCUGAUGCCUUUGACUUUGACCUCAUCAUUGCCACCCUGAAGAAGCUGAAGCAGGGCAAGAGUGUGAAGAUCCCCAUCUAUGACUUCACCACCCACAGCCGGAAGAAGGAAUGGAAAACCCUCUAUGGUGCCAACGUGAUUAUCUUUGAGGGCAUCAUGGCAUUUGCAGACAAGGAGCUGCUGAAGCUGCUUGACCUGAAGAUCUUUGUGGACACGGACUCGGACAUCCGCCUGGUGCGGCGCCUGCGCAGGGACAUCAGCGAGCGGGGCCGGGACAUCGAGGGGGUCAUCAAGCAGUACAACAAGUUUGUCAAGCCUGCCUUUGACCAGUACAUCCAGCCCACCAUGCGCCUGGCUGACAUCGUGGUCCCCAGAGGGAGUGGAAACACGGUGGCCAUUGACCUGAUUGUGCAGCACGUCCACAGCCAGCUGGAAGAGAGGAAGCUGCGCUGGGAUAUGGCAGCCCUGGCCUCUGCCCACCAGUGCCACCCUCUUCCUCAGACCCUCAGUGUGCUGAAGAGCACCCCUCAGGUGAGGGGCAUGCACACCAUCAUCAGAAACAAGGAGACCAGCAGAGAUGAGUUCAUUUUCUACUCCAAGAGGCUGAUGCGGCUGCUGAUCGAGCAUGCACUCUCCCUGCUCCCCUUCCAGAGCUGCACUGUCCAGACCCCACAGGGACAGGACUACGAAGGGAGGACGUACAGCGGGAAGCAAAUCACCGGCGUGUCCAUCCUGCGAGCGGGGGAGACCAUGGAGCCGGCGCUGCGAGCGGUCUGCAAGGACGUCCGCAUCGGCACCAUCCUCAUCCAGACCAACUGCAACACAGGGGAGCCGGAGCUCCACUACCUGCGGCUGCCAAAGGACAUCAGCGAGGACCACGUCAUCCUGAUGGACUGCACAGUCUCCACAGGAGCAGCUGCCAUGAUGGCAGUGAGGGUGCUGCUGGAUCAUGACGUCCCAGAGGACAAGAUCUUCCUGCUGUCCCUGCUGAUGGCAGAGAUGGGCGUCCACUCGGUCGCCUAUGCCUUCCCCCGGGUGAAGAUCAUCACCACAGCUGUGGACAAGAAGGUGAAUGACCUCUUCAGGAUAAUCCCUGGCAUUGGGAACUUUGGCGAUCGCUACUUCGGCACGGACGCUCCUCCCGACGGGAGCGACGACGAAGAUGCUCUCAGCACUUAGCUGCCUGCGGAGCCGCCACCAGCUCCGGGCAGCCUUCAGCGCCGCACCUUAACCCCUCUCUGUCCAUCGCAGACGAUGUCUCCUUCCUCCUCAGCCAGCAGAGCUAUUUCCCCACCCCCAGACCUGAGAUCAAAGGCUUAUUUUUUCAGAGAACCACGAAGCCCAGGUGGAGAGCUCUCCCCUGGCCCAGCAGAGAGCCCAGUUAAUUUAUUUUAAUUUAAAUGGUUGCCUCUAUAACUUAUUGCAGAGAUUUUAUAAAAGGAAAAGAAAUAAAUUUUUUUCUCUGGUUUUCUUGAAAGAAAA
Pogoniulus pusillus (Red-fronted tinkerbird) is the source of this 2011-nucleotide messenger RNA. RefSeq names its product uridine-cytidine kinase 1 like 1 (gene UCKL1). Gene Ontology annotation, cellular component: cytoplasm. The transcript has 15 exons. Gene Ontology annotation, molecular function: ATP binding; kinase activity. Lineage: Eukaryota; Metazoa; Chordata; Aves; Piciformes; Lybiidae. Bases 122 to 1708 code for a protein of 528 amino acids. The record is from RefSeq and is a predicted model, not a curated record.